This is a messenger RNA of Dendronephthya gigantea, 510 nucleotides long. RefSeq lists its product as uncharacterized. The record is from RefSeq and is a predicted model, not a curated record. NCBI's taxonomy places the organism in Eukaryota, Metazoa, Cnidaria, Anthozoa, Malacalcyonacea, Nephtheidae. The transcript has 2 exons. The coding region runs from base 1 to 510 and encodes 169 amino acids.
AUGGAAUACAUUCAAACUUCGCGGGGAAAUCGCAAACUGCUUUUCGAAGGUUAUGUCUAUGUUUUGGAUAAGAAAAAAGAAGAAUCAGCUUACUGGAGGUGCGAGAAACAUAAAGAAUGCUCUUGCAGACUAUCAACUCUAGCGGACACAUUAUGGCAUCAACCAUCAAAACAUUCUCAUCUACCUGAUCCAGCUCGCGUUGCUGUUCAACGAGCGGUGUCAGCUAUGAAAUAUCGUGCUGAGAACUCUGAAGACUCCACCAGAAAUAUUAUUCAGAACUGCACCCAAGAUUUUCCGCUUGCCGCUGCUGGAAGUCUUCCUCAAAAAGAAACGCUGGCAAGAAUGAUCAGAAGAAAACGAAAAGCCCCAGACGGUGAUGAUAUCCCUGAUGACAUGUGCCAAACUACAUGUGGGGAACAGUUCCUGGUGUUUCAUGAUGAAAACCUAGAUCUCUACGUUUUCGCAACCAGAUCGUCGACACAAUCUCUCUCCACUGACAGUGAUGAUUGA